Molecule: messenger RNA, 2595 nt
Organism: Trichophyton benhamiae CBS 112371
Lineage: Eukaryota; Fungi; Ascomycota; Eurotiomycetes; Onygenales; Arthrodermataceae
Product: cell polarity protein, putative
Exons: 3
Coding region: 1-2595 (864 amino acids)
Cellular component (GO): cell cortex of growing cell tip; actomyosin contractile ring
Molecular function (GO): MAP kinase scaffold activity
Source: RefSeq, a predicted model, not a curated record
AUGUCACAGAAGGCUUCGCCUCCAAGCUCAGUCACCUCUCCGUCCAGAGUGAGCGAUGGCACCCUCUCGGACCAGAGCAACGCCAGGAGACAGAGGAUGGAGGAUAUGCUGUCUCAGCAUUACAUUGUGCUUAGAAGGUAUCUCCAAGGCCCUUCAAGAGAGGAAUCAAAUAUACGGUCAAACAGAGCUCGAGACAAGCUUCUACGGCUAUCACCUGUCUUGUUCCUGGAGCUGAGUACCGACGUCUACGAUGAACUGCUCAGACGGCAAGCUGUCGUUGCUGCUUCUCGCCCGGGGCCUCCACGGCCAGAGGUUCCUCCUCACCUACUUCCCCGGCAGGAAUAUCACAAGAAACGAAACCAGGCACGCCAAAAGUUGUCCUCCCUGCAGGACCAGCGGUUCAAAGACCUGGCAACAGACGUUUUCUGCGAGCUAGAGAGAAGGUUCCCACAUUUUGCUGGGCCAGAGAUGAACAGGAGGGCUAGUCCUGCACCUAGUAUGGGUGGGCGCUUUGGCGGCCCACGACCCGACUCCAAUGGGCAAGGAUACGGAUACCCGGGUACACCAAACGGCUCUCGCGGCCCUCCGCCGGGCCCGAGAGGCCCUGGAUACCAUUCUGGUCCCGGACCAGGUAACCGGUUUCCCCCUCGACAAGGCUCUCUCGGAGCUAUUUCUGCGACGGGACUGGGAAUAAAUAGCGAGGGCAUGCCAGACAACGCACCCUAUCAAAAGUCCUUUCAGAAUAACACGGUUGUGCCCAAUAAGAGUACAAUGGUGGAAGACGACGACGCGGACGAUGACGAUGAUCGACGAAGCGAUGCCUUUGCGCUGGAUAAAGUGCUUGACCACAGAAGGGACAUGAUGGCUGGCGCAGGAAGUGCAGAACGUGACAAGAAACUUGCUGACGCCGAGGCCCAAGUAUCGGAGCUGCAAAAGAAAGUAGAAGAGCUGGAAUUGAUGCAUAAAGAGAAGGAAGAAGAAGUCAACACUCUCAGAAAAUCCAAUGAUAGCUCAAGCAGCUGGAAGGCGGAAAAGGCAGAAUAUGAAGAAAUGAAGCGUGAACUCGAAGAGCAGCUGUCUAACACGCAUAACCUGAACAAUGCGGUCCUCUCUCAGCUCGAGGAGGCCCGGGAUCGGCAGAAGGACGCAGAGAUGGAACUAGAGAAGCUCCGCCAGGAGCAACAUUCUGUCGAUGGAACUGCUGGUGGUAACAGAUCCCAUGACGGUGAUGAUGACUGGAAAAGCCGGUUUGAAGAUCUCGACCGAGAGCACGAAUCCCUCAAAGCGAAGUUCAAGCAUCAACAGGAGGUCACUGAGCAAGUACGACAACAAGCAUCAGCCUUCUUACAGGAAAUGCGAGCGCUGUCUGACGGUCACAACUCGAACUGGGACCGCGAAGAGCGUCUUAUACGGGACGUACAUCGACUGGAAGCAGAGGUCAAGCACUGGAAGAACCGCUAUGCAAAAUCAAAAACGCAGUUGCGGCAUUUACGAUCCUCGUCUAUCGGGCUACCUGAUAACAUUCAAGACACGAACACCAUAGCUAAAGACAACGCGCUGACCCAGCCGGACGGACUGGUUAAAGACGUACAUAUCACUAAGUUCCAGAUGGCCAUCGAUGAGCUGUUGCGCAUUGCGCGUUCAGACGAGCCGUCCCUCGUGCUGGGCCAGAUGAAAGGGGUUGUACUUGCUGUUCGGUAUAUAACGCAAGAUAUCGACAGUGCCGUCAAUGUUAACACAGCUACCGAUGACGAGCUGACGAAAAUCCGUGCUCGAGCCAAAGCACAGGUGUCAGCCACAGCGAACAAUCUGAUCACGGCUUCGAAAAACUUUGGAAACUCCAAUGGCCUGUCUCCUGUCUCUCUACUAGAUGCAGCUGCAUCCCACCUGACUGCUGCUGUUGUCGAGCUCGUUCGCAAGGUGAAGAUCAGACCUACACCAGAGGACGAGCUUGCUGAUGAAGGAGAGGAAGACCAACUUCCUCCCAUGCAGUCGCCGGGAUAUUUCAGUGUAGCUCCCAGCCUGACGAGGUUCAGCGGCAAUGAAUCCAUCUACAGCGCCAUCAGCUCUCCGCCAUCUCUACGGUCAAGAACAAACUCCCAUUCAAUGUCACGAAAUAGACUUUCGGGCGCUAAGCAUGGCUAUCCGGGGCUAUCUCCUGAUAAAGACCUAGAAGAGCUUCGGCUCCACCUUGAAGAUCAGACCAGCUCUCUGGUUCACUCCAUACAAUCCCUCGUGGCUAGUAUCCGCGGGGAGGACUCCAUCUCCGCCAUCCAAUUGCACAUCAACACCAUUGCAGACGCAGUCGAGAAGGUCGUCACGUCUACAGAAACAGCCAUGGCUAAACCUGACGCCAACCCAGCGUUACGUGACAGAGCAGUCCCUGUCAUUGAGAUCCUGGCACGGCAUCGCGAUAAUUUGCUCGACAUCGGCGCUGAAGCUAGCAACCUCACUGACGGAACCGAGAUUCGUGAAUUGAACAGCAAACUCCCACCCAUCGCCUUCCAAAUUGCCCGGGAGACGAAGGAGCUAGUCCAGCGCAUCGAUCAGAUCGAAUAUGCUAGCCAGAACAACGAGGAAGAUGACUUCCGUUAA